AUGAAGACACUGGAGGAUCAGGCCGAGGUCGCUAUUAAAGCAAAAGACGAAGCUGAGGAGAAGGUUGGUGCUGCUGAGGCGAUUAACAAAGUCCUUCAAGCCCAGCUGAAGGAAGCUGAGGAUAAAGUGGCCCAAGCCCAAAAAGAGCUUCAAGAUGCCUUGGCGACCAAAGAGACCGAAAUCAAGGACGCCGAUGAGAAGGCGUAUGCCCAGGGCAUAGACGAUGUCACGGAGGCCUAUGAAAAGCAAGUCAAGCAAGCAUGCAACAAGGAUGAGGAGGGUGAUGAGGUCCUCAAAGAUGCUGCUCCUAAGAGGGUUUCAGCCAACGUCCCCCUUGCCGACAAAAGUAUUGAUGAAACCUUGCAAGAGAUUGAUGCUGAGCUUGCAGCAGAGAAGGCUGCCAAGGUGGUUUCUCAACAGUCUUCCGAGGUCCCAACCCAGCUCAUUGCCGAUGUUGAGUAA
This is a messenger RNA of Camellia sinensis, 462 nucleotides long. Lineage: Eukaryota; Viridiplantae; Streptophyta; Magnoliopsida; Ericales; Theaceae. The record is from RefSeq and is a predicted model, not a curated record.